AUGUCUUCAUACACCACAAUGGAUGAGUCUUUCACAAACGAGAACGAGAUCUACUACGCAAAUUCAAAUUUCUCAAAUUACCCAAUGUUCACAGAACAGGAGCUGUAUUGCUUCUUGCCCGCCGAGCAGAACAUAUAUCAGAAUACGGAUGGAGCAGUGUACCCCCAGUUUGCGACGGGAUAUUACGACAAUGGGAUUGUCCCAAUGCAGGAUUGUUAUUCAAUGGGGAUUCAGGAUGGAUAUAUGAGUGCGGAGGAGGAUGCAUUUAGUUGCCAGCCCAGCCCGUUUCUCGAGCAGCAGUACCCCAGAUCUUCGUUCAUGAACAACAAUGGGUCUCCAAUCACCCCUUCAGGAUCGCCUCUUGCGUCGGAGAUCGAAUAUUAUCACAACUCAGUACCCUCGUAUAUGCUUGUUCCCGGAUAUCAGAAUGACCAGGUUCAAGAGUACAACAGCUAUGAUGUCCCUGCAGCCUUCAAUUCGUCUUCUGUCCCCUCGUUGGCCAGCAGCAUCAGCUCCCAGGAUACCAUCUUGGAUUCACCCUGCAUGUCUUCCCCAGCAUUGGGCAGCCCUGGAUCCGAUGGCGACGAGGAUGAGGAUGAGGAAUAUGAGAACGACUUGUCUCUCCUGCCCAACCAGGGCAACAAGGAGCUCAGGGGAAUGGGCCUUUACGACUCGCCUCCAGAUCUUCUUUACACCAACUGUUCCACACCUACAGGGUGCUCGCCUGUCUCGCCUCACGCCACAUUGGGAAAGGGAUUGGUUUUGGAGAGGAGCUUUGGGUUGCCGGAUGAGAUGAUGAUCAAGGAUGAGUCAUCGGGGAAGAUUGUCAAGGGAAAGCUUGAGGCCGAGGAGGACGAUGAGGAGCCAAUGAUGUACGAUGAGGAGGAGUGUGGAGAAUGGGAUGGCACUUACCAAAACACCUUCCAGCCACAGUACGAUAUUUCUUUUUAUGCUUCUCAGACUAAUAGAGGGUGGUAA
Messenger RNA from Morchella sextelata, 978 nucleotides. RefSeq lists its product as uncharacterized. The transcript has a single exon. NCBI's taxonomy places the organism in Eukaryota, Fungi, Ascomycota, Pezizomycetes, Pezizales, Morchellaceae. Bases 1 to 978 code for a protein of 325 amino acids. The record is from RefSeq and is a predicted model, not a curated record.